AUGGCUCCGCGAAAGAUCGUCAUCGACACCGAUCCUGGCGUGGACGAUGUCAUGGCUAUGCUGCUGGCUCUCAGCGCCAGCAAGGAGGAGAUUGAAGUCAUUAUGAUUUCUGUCACAUACGGCAACGUGUCUCUCGAAUGCUGUGGACGCAACGUCGUCGGUAUGAUGCAGGUGAUUGAGAAGGAAAUGGCCUGGCGCAAAGCCAACGGCCGUCCUGAAGGCUUCGAGGCUCUCAAGGCGUGCAAGCCUCUGGUUGCGCUCGGUGCCGAGCACCCUCUGGAAGAGACGGACCUCAAAUUUGACCACUUCCACGGCCUAGAUGGUCUCCAUGAUGUCCACGCCACAUUCCCUGAUUUCAGCCCGCCCGAAAAGUGGCUACACAUCUUCCGCGAGCAGGGCUCCUCCGUGACCAUGACAGACCUGGACAAGAUCUCGCCCCUCUUCACGCCCUCGCGGGAACCCGCGCACAAGGAGAUUAUCCGCCUCCUGCGCGAAAACCCCGUCGACAGCGUUUCCAUCCUCACCGUCGGGCCCAUGACCAACGUGGCCCUAGCCGCGUCCCUAGACCCCGAGACCCUGCUCCGUGCCAAGGAGGUCGUCGUUAUGGGCGGCGCCGUCACGGUGCAGGGCAACAUCACCCCCGUCGCCGAGUUCAACACGUACGCCGACGCCGUCGCCGCCGCGCGCAUCUUCGCCCUCAGCUCCCACACGCCGUCCCACACGCUGCCGCCCGUGACCCCGCAGACGACGCUGCCGCCGUACCCGGCCGGCCUGUCGCGGACGCUGCGCGUCGUGCUCUGCCCGCUCGACGUUACCGAGCCGCACGAGCUCACGAGCGCGUACUUCUCAGAGACCAUGGCGCCCGUCGUGGCCUCGGGCAGCCCGCUCGGUACCUGGGUGCAGCACUUUGUCGGCGGCGCGUUUGCCAAGAUCAAGACCAUCCUCGGCCCGGACACCGAGGCCGGGCUCUCGCUGCACGACCCCAUGACGGUAUGGUACGCGCUCGCCGCUGAGGGUGACCCGCAGUGGAAACUAGUCGGCCCCGAGGACAUUCGCAUCGAAACGGCCGGGCAGUGGUCGCGCGGCAUGCACAUUGUCGACCACCGCGGCAAGGUGCGUCCCGCGGAGGCGGCGUUUCUCGCGUCGGCGGAUCCCCGCAACGACCCCGAGGUUAUUCGGCUCGACGCCGUCGAGGGAGACGAGCACGGCUGGCUGAGCGUCCUCAAGGGCAACCGCAUCUACCGCCUCGUGGGGACGCCGGGGGAGGAAAUCUUCAAGGAGGUGCUACUGAAGCGCCUUUUUGGGCUAGCAGAGUAA
Messenger RNA from Cordyceps militaris CM01, 1317 nucleotides. RefSeq names its product nucleoside hydrolase, putative. The coding region runs from base 1 to 1317 and encodes 438 amino acids. The record is from RefSeq and is a predicted model, not a curated record. Gene Ontology annotation, biological process: purine nucleoside catabolic process. The transcript is spliced from 4 exons. Gene Ontology annotation, molecular function: purine nucleosidase activity. Gene Ontology annotation, cellular component: cytosol. Lineage: Eukaryota; Fungi; Ascomycota; Sordariomycetes; Hypocreales; Cordycipitaceae.